Callorhinchus milii (elephant shark) is the source of this 4788-nucleotide messenger RNA. Its product is annotated as protein CC2D2B. NCBI's taxonomy places the organism in Eukaryota, Metazoa, Chordata, Chondrichthyes, Chimaeriformes, Callorhinchidae. The record is from RefSeq and is a predicted model, not a curated record. Gene Ontology annotation, cellular component: ciliary transition zone. The transcript is spliced from 38 exons. Gene Ontology annotation, biological process: protein localization to ciliary transition zone; non-motile cilium assembly. Bases 118 to 4788 code for a protein of 1556 amino acids.
CGGGGACAGUAUUCUUCUUCACCAUGGUUUAAGAAGGGAACCGCUGAUAACAAGACCAGACCAAAUGUGAUACUACCACAUUAUUCUCUGUAUGAACUGUAAACUGGGCUCACCAAUAUGUCACAGAGGAAGGAUCCUGCAGAAACAAAAUCUGAAGACACUCAAAGUGAAAAUAUGCCUAAGCAUGCAACAUGGGACGAGGAGGCUCAAGAAGAGCAUCUAAGAAGAAGGAUUUCAUCUAGAAGAGAAAAUAUUAGGAAAAGGUUUGCUGAAGAGUCUGAACGUAGACCACUUGAACAGAUUGAAGGAUACAAUGAUUCCAACAUACAGGAAUAUCCAAGUGGAAGUGAAAAUCAUCUAGCUAAUAUGAUACGAGACCGAGUGAGAGAUAAACUGAAAGCUGUAAAGGCAGGGAUUGCAAGUUCAUUCACUGUACAAGAAUCAAUAACAUCUGCACAGACUCUACAGCCCCUUAGUGGUAAAGACCCAGUGACGAGAUUUAACAGGACACAUGAUACUGAGCUCGACGAGGAAGGAUCUACAUUUUUUACUGGUACUUUUGAAGACGCAUCUGAUUCAGGAGCAGAAGACCAAAUGACACAACUAAAUGAGUUAUCUGAUGAUCAUGUUACUGGAUUGGAAACAGCUAGAAGUUCCACUUCACAAAGAAUGGAAGAGCUGGAAAAGCCAAUCCAAGAAACUGGUGAUCUAUCAGAAAGUGAAAGCAAACUUGAUUUAUACUUGAGUGACUAUUUACUUUCCGAUAUACUAGAAAGGGUACCUGCUGCAUAUGAAUCAAGAAAAGAGCGAGAAAAGCAAACACAAAACCUUUUCAAUCCCAGAAUGUCACUAGUGCCUUCAAGUAGUAAACUGCCAGAAAAUGUUGAACCCCGUUAUCUAGAGGAGGAGGGCUUCCAUAUUUGUCACAAACCUUAUGUGUUGAAGAAAAAUUUGAACAAAAUGGAGAAUCGCCUUCUUAAACAAACAGAGGACUGGUUUGGUGAAGAUGGGAAUAUGAUUGCUUUACCAGACCCAAUUAAAAAACUCUGGAACUAUACACUACCAACAUCGUAUCUUUCAGAUGAUUUUGAAUCAAAAUUAGAGACGGUAUACAGGAAAGCUGUCAAGAGUGACUCAGGUCAUCAUAUUGUGACAACUAUAAGAGCCACUCAUAUCUACCAAUUGGAUAUUGAUAUUUCAAGCUUGCGUUUUACUCACCAUCCAUUAUUUAGCAAAGAACAUGUUCUGGCAGCUAGGCUUACACAGCUUUAUAACAAUUAUCAACACAGACAACAACAAAAUGUCACUGAGGUCCUAACAGAAAAACUUCAAACACUGGAAAAUACCAUAAAGAAUUUAGAAAGUCACUUGGAAAGAAAUUCUAUAAAUAUUGGUAAAAUUGAAGAUUUAAAGAAACAUAUAAGAGAAACGAGGAGACUGCUGGCUGUUGAACGGGAAAAAGAUCAUACUCUGAUUAAAAACAUUUUGACGGUCUGGAAACAGAUCAAGUCUUUGCGUAAAUUUCAACAGUGUAUUUGUACUCCAGUAAAACUACAAGUGCAAAAGAUGAAAGUGAACCGUAACAAAAUUGAAAGCCAAUAUAAAGUGGAAUUAUUUGCAGAAGUAAUUGAACAGGAACAGGAACUUCAAGAAACUUACAGGAAAGAAAUGGAGGUGUAUAAAGAAAAAAUGCAAUUAUGGAAAAAGAAACAGGGAACCACAGGAUAUGGAAAAGGAGAGAAAUCAGUUGAUGAAUAUACAGACUAUGAUCUAGAAAAAACACCGGAACCAUCUGCUCCACUCGAUAGAGCAGCAAUCGAAGCUAUGGUGAAAAGAAGAUAUAAGUUGAUUUCUAGACAACGUGAUGAGCUGAUUCUAAUUCCUGAACUUUCACUGACAGCAGAUGUAACACUAAUAUCAAAGUGUUUUUGGGAGGAAGUACAGAGAAGGAUGGAAAUAGAAGAACAUAAAUUCUUUAUUAAUAUUUUCUACAAUGAAAAACUUGUUUCUUCCACUGCUGUCUGUAAAUUACAGUUAGAUUUUCAUGUUCAAUUUAAGCAGAUAUUCAACAUUCAGAUAAUUCAUGAUCCUGAAAGUAUUAGACUGGAGAUACACGAGAUCACAAGCAAAAUGAACAAUAUAUUAGCAAAUGUGUUUGUACCUAUUCCUGAAGUAACAUUGCUUACUGGCAGUGCUGUUUUGGAAGAGAUAGAAUUUAGCAGUGCGGAAACAGUUUCACCUAGUCAUGAAGGAGUUGGAAGCAAUACUCUUUUAUUUUUGGAUGAAUAUAAUUCUGAACCAGUUUUAUUAAUGACAUCUGGAAUAAUAAUAUGUGCUGUAUCAUGGGGAAUCGAUAAAAAUGGCAAUGCUCUUUCACCACCUGCACCAAGGCCAAAAUCCUUUAUAGAGAGUGACCUAAACACCAUUGAUGCUAUUGCAUCAAUUGGGGUGUCCUGGUUGAACGAUAUACAGAAACUUGCUGAAUGGGCAAAAAAAGCUAGAAUUGAUCCCCAUGAUCCCCAGAAUUCAAGCCUGAUGCAAUUAAUUGAGUACAAAAGUGAUGCAGAUCAACAUGCUCUUCAAUACUUUCGAUUGGAACAAAUGCAAGAAGAGUUUAACUUUGUUACAGAUAAAGAGAUGGAGAAAUCUAAACGUUUUCUGUUGUUAAUACUUAGAGAUUCUGGAGUUUCUGAAUAUUCUUACUUUAAGCAAGUGCCUCCGUAUGAUAAAGAGAUACCUGACAGCAUUUUUCAGGAUGUUGAAAGCCAAAAAGAUGAAGUUUUUAUUAUUAGUGGUGAAGACACAGUGGGAGAACAAAGAAUAAUGGCCAUUAAAUACUUGGAAAAGGUAAAAGCAACUGUUGUAAAACGACUUUUAACGGUUAAACAUCAAUACACAUUAGCUGAUAUUGUUGUUGAAAGUGCUGAAGUUUCCACCAUAAGCAUAAUAAGUAAAGCCAUCCUUAAUUUGAUUACACCUCGACAAAAUUUGAAACCGCUGAGAAAGGAGAGAAAAAAAGUACCUGUACAGACCCUCUCUGAUGGUGAUAUCAAAAUGCUCAUCAACAUAAUAACAGCAUAUAAUAUACCAAUGAGGAAAUGCAUUUCCAGGGUACCAUACCGAUCAUUCUCCCCAAUGGCUGGAAUUGCCUCCGGGGGCCAUUACAACAAGUCUGCGGGUGAAGAGGAUCCUUUUCAUCAGAUUCGAGUCCAACCCUUUGUAGAAGUAACAUUUCAACGAUCAACAUAUCAGACAAGUAUUGCUGAUGGAACCCAGCCAUGUUGGAAUCAAAAACUUGAAGUUGAUUUCAAAUCCCCUAAUGGAGAUUACAAUGGUGCAAUGUUAUGCAAAAUGAAGGAUAAAAUAUUCAUCAAUGUAUUUGAUAGUGUAAUUUUGGAAAACAUAGAGAAUGACUGCUACAAGAGUUGCACUGUUAAGCCACGUAUUAAACAUUGGCUGGGGUCCAUUACUAUCCCAUUUAAUACUAUCCUUCAGCAAUCAAAGGUCAGUGGGACAUUCAAAAUGAAUACCCCACCAAUGUUACUCGGAUAUACCUGGAAGAAAAAAGAGGCAGGGUCUUGUGAAGAAUAUUUUGAAUUUGGUCUUACAGAGGGAUCCCUUUUAACAUUGUUUAUUACUCUGGACCCUCAGAUUUCAUGUCUAGAUGAGGGAAAUCAACAAUCACCUUUGUUGCAGCUGGAAACAAUUGAAGAUGAGAAGAUUAUACAAUUGGCCUAUCAAUUUCAAAAGGAAUGUGAAGAUCUUUUUCCAAAGAGAAGUCUUAUUACCAGUGUCAUCGAUAGUGAAUGCAGAGUUGGGUUUGUCACAAGAUACAUUAGGCCACUGGCCCCAUCACCACAAUUGUUAGAGGCUUUCCCUAAGAAUUCACAAGCAACUUUGAGACUUAUAGCUAGAUUUGUGUCCUUGAUUCCAUUUAUUCCAAGUAGUCUGAAAAUUUCUAAUAGUUGCAAUAUUUGGUUAACAUCACAGCAAUUUCUUAAUCUGGCUGUUGGAGAUGAAGCAGAACAUGCAGUCCUUCUUUGUAAUUACUUCUUGCACAUGGGGAUGAAGGCUUUUAUAAUCUUAGGAAACUCAAUUUUUGCAGGAGCAACAGUGAAUGUGAUUACUCAAGAAAAAACAAACACUAUGAUCUGGAAUCCUGAAACUGGGGAAUGUUUUGAGCAAUUUAAUGCAUUUUGUUCAUUGCAAACUGUUGGUUCCUUGAUCAAUAAUGAAAAUAUCUGGUUUAAUGUUCAAAAGAAUAACAAUCUUAUGAAUGUAAGUUUUGACGUCUCGAGGGAAAAUAAUUGGCACCCAUUCUUCAGAAAGAGUUCAUCCCAUCGUGUGCUUACGAGUGUGCAGCCACAAGAAUUAGUCUACUACUCUACAGAAAGAAGCAUCGUGAUAAAAUUACAAAACAGAAUUGAAUGGGCACUAAAAAACAAAAUUAUGGAAUGGAGAGCUCAUCAACCAACUCGGUGGAAUCGUUACUGUGCCACGGUGCUUUACAAUGCUCUUCCUAUAUUAGAACAAAACCUUGGACAACCUGUGAGUGAAGAGUACAAUAUAGAAAUAGAAUCUUUGUUAAAAGAUUACAAGGUUUCAGGAUUUCCAAUUCAGAUGCGAUACACAGAAUUACAGAUGAUAAUUGAGAAAGUCAACAGCACAGGUGUCCAUAAUAUAGACCUACCGAACAUUGAGUUUGCUCUUGCAGUAUAUAUUCAUCCAUACCCCAACAACAUAUUGUCUGUGUGGAUCUAUGUAGCAUCGUUGUUUCCAGAUAUAUAG